ACUUUUAACUAAUUUUUAAAAGUAAGUUUUUGUCAGAUUCGAAACUUUUUAUGCUACAAACAAUUUUGUAUGCAAGUCAAAAAAUUUGAAUUUUCUAUGUAUUCUCAUAAAAUGCUGCAGAAAAUAUGAUGUUUGGGGUUUGCGUGCAUUAGAUGAUUUUAGAAAGAAGUGCUACAUAGAAAAAUUUUAAAAAGCAUUUUACUUUCUGAAUAAUUCAUUCUACAAAUAAAAUAUUCUGACACAUAAAACUGAAAUUCCUCCAAAUUAACAUGAAUAUGCACAAAAAAAACUACAAUUCUUUCGAUUUCUAGUAUAAUCUGGAGUAUUUCCUGCAGGAUUUUGAGGAAUUGCUCUCGCUGGCUCAGAUUAACUUCUCAUUGUGACAGUUCAUCGGGAAAAUAUGGUGGCUGUUAGCAAAACAAACCCCCCAUCAGGGAGGCGCAGCGGCUGGGGGGCAGUCAGCAGCAGCGCUAUGGGAGAAUGGAGAGGACAAUCAAAGGCUGUUAUUUUAAUCUGUCCUGCCUCGGAGAUUAGCCCUCCACAUUGUCUCAAUUGUUUUAACUGGGGAGGGAAUGAAACGCUCCCUUAUUGGGCGAUCCUUGGCAUAAAUCUCUCAAGUUCAAUAGUUUCAAAAAACUUGAGCUCCCAGUUGCCCCCCUCUCUUCCCUCAUCCCACCUAAUCCCAGCUAAUACCUUCCUUUCCAUUGGCUAAUGGCUGAGGGGAGCCUGGGUGAAGGCGUCUUAAAUAGUCCGGGGUGAGAAUGGUUUCAGGGAAGGAGAUUCAUGAAGCUGCAGGAAAAGGAGCUGCAACUGCCUGAGGAUUUAUUUGGGCCUGAAUUGGACUGGAGGCUGACUUCUGACUGGAGGAACUCGACUGAUCCGAACACAGUCUGGAUCUCAGAGUCGCGAUGAACUCCUUAAGUUUCUACGGAACCACGGGCAGUGGCAUGUAUCCCGUCCACGGUGUGAACUCGGUGCUGUUCGACCUCCGCCACCAGGUGGCGCAGCAGUACCAGGCUUACCCCGCUGCUGCAGCUCCGGCGGCACACACCUUCUCUGUGGCGGAGAGGCUCGCAGAGCUGAUCCUGGAGGCUCGCUAUGGCAACCAGCAGAAGCAGCGACGCAGCCGCACCGCAUUCACAGUGCCGCAGCUGCAGGCUCUGGAGGAGGCCUUCCAGCAGACGCAGUACCCAGAUGUCAGCAUGAGGGAGAGGCUGGCCAUGUGCAUCAACCUGCCUGAGGCGCGCAUUCAGGUGUGGUUCAAAAACAGGAGGGCAAAGUACCGUAAAGGCCAGAGAAGCUCCUCUCUUCCACGGGACUCCUGUCGGGACGAAACUCUGCAGAGCAGCAAAAAGUCACCGGAGGAAGUGAAGACAGAAGACAAACAGGACGUCAUCACAUCACACGCUGACAGCCAAGCCUCUUCGCGUUUCUGUCCUCCGUUCACUCCCACUGUGGAUAAAAACCAGGAUGCUAACCCUGACGUGUCGCGGUUUGCUCCUUCACUGCCGUCCGCGCCGCUUCUCUCCUUCUCGGCUGCAGAUCGUUUCUGUCGCCCGCCUCAGCAGCCGCUUCUGUCCGCUGAGUUUCCACUUCCUCCGUUGUUCUGGCCGCUCAUACAGCAACACUUCUCCAUCUCAGGGAAUCCUUCAUCUGCUACUAAAAAUGGCAGCCUCACUCUUCAGACUAAUUGCUCCACUAAAGUGUUGGGCCACCCUCACCUGUAGGAUUCAAACCCUCUGAACUCGUCUUGAAUUUGAUCCAUUUCACCUUGAAAUUACCAUCCAAUUUCACUCAGAUUGGAUGAAGAACAUCUGUGAACAUAAUUUUUAUGUCUUGCAACAGAUUCUCAUUUGGAUUUAAGUCUGGACUUUGACUAGAACAGGGGUGUCCAAACUUUUUAGGCUGAGGACCAAACUCGCCAAGCUGAAAGUAUCCAAGGGGGCCAAAAUUUUACUUUAUUUCAUUUCCACAAUUAAAAACGCAAAAAUAUUAUUGUGAAUGCUUUCUCUUUUACCUGCACAACAAUAAAUAAAACAUGUAAUAUUUUA
Molecule: messenger RNA, 2051 nt
Organism: Xiphophorus couchianus (Monterrey platyfish)
Lineage: Eukaryota; Metazoa; Chordata; Actinopteri; Cyprinodontiformes; Poeciliidae
Gene: dmbx2
Product: diencephalon/mesencephalon homeobox 2
Exons: 4
Coding region: 909-1727 (272 amino acids)
Biological process (GO): regulation of transcription by RNA polymerase II
Molecular function (GO): RNA polymerase II transcription regulatory region sequence-specific DNA binding; DNA-binding transcription factor activity, RNA polymerase II-specific
Source: RefSeq, a predicted model, not a curated record